AUGCCCACACGCCCUGCAAAGAAGUCGGUUCUUCCAAGCUAUCCCACGUAUAUGCACACGACGCUCCAACUAACUGCUGUCUUCAGGCAACUCCCCCCCAGCAUUGUCACUAGUCCAUUCUUCCCUAAUAUAUUUGCACCCUUGCUCGCACUGGAUCCUCACCCCGCCAGUCUUCCCAAUGGUCCUGAUCAGCUAUGGGCCAGGAUGUCGACCCUCACCAAGACUCACUAUCCCAAACCCGACGACGCAGUCCUUGCAGCCCGUGCGUCUCAGAACAUAAGGAGUACAACCCUCGAGGUCCUAAAUGCCGGAAUCAGCCGGUGUUUCGAGAAAGGCCCCAACCAGGUCUUCCUCAUAUUCCACAGUCUAUUCGACGCCGCCAUGAAGGGGGAAACGGACGUCAACGGGGAUCCCUGGGCACCGCCUGAUGAGGUCAAGGUCGAUCUGAGUCGAUGGCUUUAUACCUUCUCGCCCACCCACGUCCUCGAUACCGCUAGGAUAUAUACAGUCCUCAUCAUCCUGCUCGCCUGCAAAGGUGAUUCUCAGUCCCUUAUCGCUGCCACCAGAUUUCUCGCCCCAACCCCCGAGCUCUUCCUCUCAAUGAACGAUAUAAAACACCACCCCUCUGCCGAUCUCACUGCCCUCUUCAACAGAGCCAAAAAGGCCGCGGUUGACGGUAAAAUUGGCAAGACAACGGUAAUACCCGUGCAUCUCGUCGACGUGGAGCUCGUCCGGAUUGCAAAGAUGAACCUCCCAACAGGAGACUACCCAACCUUCGAACACUGCUUCGUCAUUGGCGUCGCCCGUGAAGGGUGGCGCCUCUACCAGGCCUGGGGGACCCCCAACAAACGGCGCGGAUUCAGGCUUGACGAGUGGAUAAUGGCAGAUGGGAACCGGGUCCGGUCGUGGGAAGAAGGCAAGAAAUGGAUGCGUUUGUUCGAGCGAUUUGUCGGUAAGAGAGGGGACUGGACUGAAGAACUUAAUGAGAUUUACAGAGACCUCUUUAUUCCCCACAUGAAGGACUCUGCAAAGAGAAGGGGACUUUCCAAUUUGGUCAUCCUUCACUUUCGGCCCCAUGUGCGGGCUUUUGGACCUAUGGAUGUCGCCAUUGAAGAUAUUCAGAAGUUCAGGAUUGUCGAGCAGACCGAUACUCAGACCCAGACCCAGUCCCAGUCCACUCCCAGGCCGGAAAGUCCAACUGAAUCAAAAUCUGCUGGUUCUUUAUCCAUGACCUGUGAACAAGCUGAGGAGUGGUACAAAUCCACCUACGGACCCGUUGAUACCACGACAUCUGGCUCACAAGACCCGUCCAUCUACGCCUCACUUACAACAGAGUCGACUACUGACGCUGCAAAAUCGGCUAAUUCUUCCGCUGAAAAGGCCAAAGAUAAACCACCCCGUGGAUUCUUUGGUCCCACUGGGCUUCCUGUGUGCGCGUGCUGUGUGAAACCUGUUAAGGGAGCCUCUACCAGACCCGCCACCCAACCUUCCGCCAAAACGGUUGCAAAGGCCAGUGCAAAGGCUGCCGGUAAAGCCCCGGUUAAGGAUAUAUCUUCUAUCGAAGCUGAGACAGACACACCUGCUUAUGAUGACAUCGAUGGUGAUGGUGAUGGUGAUGCUGAUUCGGACACGACAAUCUUUAUCGACCACGAUUUCUACAUCAAGACCAGGAUUCCUGUUGGGGCUGGAGCCUUUUAUAAUGGCGAAGGACCAUCCCCGGUUGAUACCUCACACGAAUCUCUCAGCACUGCUCUUGCCAACGUGGAUGCUGAAAUCGAUUCUGCGCUUGGUGUUGCCAAAGCUAAUAUCAAUACUAUUCCCCAGUAUGGGACUUUUUGCAGCGAUAGUGGUGCAGUUGAGCCUGAUGUCCAAGCCCUAACUGAAACCAUGUCGGAGUUGGAUAUUAAAUCUGAAGCUGUCAGCAAUGCCGAACUUGAAUCCCCAGGCAAUGCUUCUCCCAGGUUCAAUGCGGAGGUCGAACCGGUGUUGAAUCUGGCCAGAACCAAGCUGGAUGGGAUUCGAGAUUACAGCUCCCAUUUCGGCUUUCGGGGUCUUCCUCCCUUUCGUGUGGCAGACAAUACUAAGUCUUGUCCCCAGUCUGAUACUGGUGUAGACAUGCAAGUUGGCGUUGAAUCUAAGGGUGAAGUUGUUUCUGCCGGAGUCGAUACUGCUCUUGAUCGAGUUGAGAUCGAGCCUCCUACUACAGUCACUUCCAACAUCGACAUCGAAGUUGAAGCCGAAGCUGAGCCUGAUAUCGACGUCGGCGCCAGUGUUGGUAGUAUUGCUGGUGUCGACACGGAAACGGUCAUAAAAGCUACUUCUGAACCUGAUGCCAAGGCAGACCUGGGACUGGAUACUGAGCCCGAGACUGAAGUUCUUGCUGAGGCGGAAUCUCCUGUCAAGUCUCCUUCCAAAGUCGAUUCUGGUGUCGAAGUAGACACUGCAGACGUUGAAGCUUCUAUUGACAAGACUCCUGCUCAAGUCGAGACAGAUCUUCCUGUUACGGCUCCCUCUGGAUUCAGUACCGAAGAGAAGGCUGAAGCCGCAGUUGAUGUUAAAUCGGAGCAGCCUGUCAUCGAGAAAUCUUCUGAGCUCGACAUCAGCGCCGCUGACUCUGCAGAUGUCAAGCCCCACGUCGCUGUCGAGACUUCUGCCCAUCUUCCAGUCAAACCUCCUAUCCCAGCUUCCUCUAAAGCCAAAUCUAGAGGUAGAUCCAGAAGGAAAUCCGCAGCCAAUACCUCAAACAGGGCCAUUCCCAAAGUUAAAACUACAGUCAAGCCGCCACCCAAAGUCAACAUCCCUGCUAGGUGGAAGCUCACGCCCAUCCCGGAGCAGGACGAACACCGCCAGCCUACCUCAGAAGAUGAAUCAGAUGGAGGGGUAUCUCUCAAUGUGCACGACGGCUCGGAAAGUAGAUUCCAGGAGCUGAACUUAGGGGUUGCAAGAUGGGAAACAAGCAGAGCCAGUCACGCUGGGAGAGCGAGAAUGAACCAGAGACGUGAUUACAUGCAGGCGUUUAAUCUUGCGGGUCCGGCUUGGAAUGCGGAGUUGGAUAGAUUUAGAAUGGGAUUAAGGGCUUAUAAUUGGUAA
This is a messenger RNA of Aspergillus puulaauensis, 3090 nucleotides long. RefSeq lists its product as uncharacterized. NCBI's taxonomy places the organism in Eukaryota, Fungi, Ascomycota, Eurotiomycetes, Eurotiales, Aspergillaceae. The record is from RefSeq and is a predicted model, not a curated record. The transcript has a single exon. The coding region runs from base 1 to 3090 and encodes 1029 amino acids.